GUGUGUGGCUGUGUGUGCGAGUGGGGCGCAGCCUGCCUCCUCCUCCUCCUGCUCCUCUCUCCCCCCUUUGGGAUGCCAUUUAACAGGCGCCCUGCUUCCCUCGGAGUGCGCGGAGGGAGCUGCCUGCGCCUUCGGGCUUGAGGCAGGCAUGCAGCCCCGGCGUCUCCCGCGAUAGGCGGACCUUGGCGGCGGUCGCAAUGCAGUUCGGCGAAGGCGGCGGGGAACGGCGAGGGCUUUGCGAAGCGGCGCAGCAGCAGCGAGGCGGCGACCGAGGAGGCGGCGGAGGCAGGAGCGGCAGCGGGGACGGAGGCUGCUGCUGAAGCCGAGGAGGACGCGGCUGCUCCGGCCACGAGGAGGAGCGGGGAUUGGGCUCGUCUUCGCGCCGGGAUUUGCACCGAACUUGGCGGAUUUGGGAGUUGGCUUGUUCUUCUUGUUGUUGCUCUUCUUCUUCUUCGGGGAGGAUGAAGGCGCUGGGGACGCUGCUUCUGGCGCUGUUGCUCCAUCCCGGGGCGGUGGCGCCGCAGCCCUGCCCGGCUCAGUGCUCCUGCUCGGGCAGCACCGUGGACUGUCACGGGCUGGCGCUGCGGAGCGUCCCGAGGAACGUCCCCCGCAACACCGAACGCCUGGAUCUUAAUGGGAAUAAUAUCACAAGGAUCACCAAGACUGAUUUUGCUGGCCUACGGCACCUUCGAGUUCUUCAACUCAUGGAAAACAAGAUUAGUACAAUUGAGAGAGGAGCAUUCCAGGACCUGAAAGAGCUGGAGAGACUGCGUCUGAACAGAAAUAAUCUUCAGCUCCUUUCUGAAUUGCUGUUCCUUGGGACUCCGAAACUCUACAGACUGGAUCUCAGUGAAAACCAGAUUCAUGCCAUUCCAAGGAAAGCUUUCCGUGGAGCAGUGGACAUUAAAAACUUGCAACUGGAUUACAACCAGAUCAGCUGUAUUGAAGAUGGGGCAUUUAGAGCUCUCCGUGAUCUGGAAGUGCUCACUCUCAAUAAUAACAACAUCACACGAUUGUCGGUGGCAAGUUUCAACCACAUGCCCAAGCUCAGAACCUUCCGACUUCACUCCAACAACCUUUACUGUGAUUGUCAUCUGGCUUGGUUAUCUGAUUGGCUACGCCAGCGACCCCGGGUUGGCUUAUAUACUCAAUGUAUGGGCCCAUCACACUUACGAGGUCACAACGUAGCUGAAGUUCAGAAACGAGAAUAUGCAUGCAGUGGUCAUCAGUCUUUUAUGGCUCCCUCCUGCAGCGUCUUGCACUGCCCCGCUGCAUGUACCUGUAGUAACAACAUUGUGGACUGCCGAGGGAAAGGCCUUGCUGAAAUCCCAACCAAUCUUCCAGAAACCAUAACAGAAAUACGACUGGAGCAAAAUUCAAUCAAGUCCAUCCCCCCUGGAGCUUUCUCACCAUAUAAAAAGCUUAGAAGAAUUGAUUUGAGUAAUAAUCAGAUCUCAGAAGCCGCACCAGAUUCUUUCCAGGGCCUGCGCUCACUCAAUUCAUUGGUUCUCUAUGGAAACAAAAUCACAGAACUCCCCAAAGGUCUAUUUGAGGGGCUUUUCUCUCUGCAAUUACUAUUAUUAAAUGCAAACAAGAUAAACUGCCUGCGAGUCGAUGCAUUCCAAGACCUGCACAACUUGAACCUUUUGUCCUUAUAUGACAAUAAGCUUCAGACCAUUGCAAAGGGCACUUUUUCCCCACUACGAGCAAUUCAGACCUUGCAUUUGGCUCAGAACCCAUUUAUUUGUGACUGCCAUCUGAAGUGGCUAGCGGAUUAUCUCCAUACAAACCCUAUUGAAACCAGCGGUGCCCGCUGCACCAGCCCCCGCCGUUUGGCAAACAAAAGGAUUGGCCAGAUCAAAAGCAAGAAAUUUCGCUGUUCAGCUAAAGAACAGUAUUUCAUUCCAGGAGUUCACCAUUUGGGCUGCACAGAAGAUUACAGAUCCAAACUAAGUGGAGAUUGCUUUGCAGACCUGGCCUGUCCUGAAAAAUGUCGCUGUGAAGGAACAACAGUUGACUGCUCCAAUCAGAAGCUCAGUAAAAUUCCUGACCAUAUUCCUCAGUAUACAGCAGAAUUGCGACUCAACAAUAAUGAAUUUGCUGUGUUGGAGGCAACAGGCAUCUUUAAGAAGCUUCCUCAACUGCGUAAAAUAAAUCUAAGCAAUAACAAAAUAACAGAUAUUGAAGAAGGAACAUUUGAAGGAGCGUCUGGUGUAAACGAACUUCUGCUCACCAGCAACCGGUUGGAGAACGUUCGGCACAAAAUGUUCAAAGGACUAGAAAGUCUCAAAACCUUAAUGCUACGGAGCAAUCGCAUUAGUUGUGUGAGCAAUGAUAGCUUCACAGGCCUGAGUUCCGUCCGAUUGCUCUCCUUAUACGAUAAUCAAAUAACUACAAUCGCUCCUGGAGCUUUUGACACUCUUCAUUCCUUGUCAACACUGAACCUCUUGGCCAAUCCAUUCAACUGCAACUGCCACUUGGCAUGGCUGGGAGAGUGGUUGAGGAAGAAACGCAUUGUGACAGGGAACCCUCGCUGCCAGAAACCCUAUUUCCUGAAAGAAAUCCCGAUACAGGAUGUUGCCAUUCAGGACUUCACUUGUGAUGAUGGAAAUGAUGAGAAUAGUUGCUCUCCACUCUCCCGCUGUCCUGCAGAAUGCACUUGCCUAGAUACUGUAGUUCGUUGUAGCAAUAAAGGUCUGAAGAGUUUACCCAAAGGCAUUCCAAAAGAUGUGACUGAACUCUAUUUGGAUGGAAACCAGUUUACCCUUGUCCCCAAAGAACUUUCAAACUAUAAGCACUUAACUCUUAUAGAUUUAAGUAACAACAGAAUCAGCACUCUUUCUAACCAGAGCUUCAGCAACAUGACUCAGCUACUCACCUUAAUUCUCAGUUACAACCGUCUUAGAUGUAUUCCAGCACGGACAUUUGAUGGCUUGAAAUCGCUUAGGCUGCUGUCCUUACAUGGCAAUGACAUUUCUGUUGUUCCUGAAGGUGCUUUUAAUGAUCUUUCAGCAUUAUCCCACCUUGCCAUUGGGGCAAAUCCACUUCAUUGUGAUUGCAAUAUGCAAUGGCUGUCUGAUUGGGUCAAGUCAGAAUAUAAAGAACCAGGCAUAGCCCGGUGUGCAGGUCCUGGGGAAAUGGCUGACAAGCUACUCCUUACCACUCCAUCUAAAAAAUUUACAUGUCAAGAGAUUCCAGGGCCUUGUGGUUUUCUAAUACCAGGUCCAGUGGAUAUUGGUAUUCUUGCCAAAUGUAGCCCUUGUUUAUCAAAUCCAUGCAAAAAUGACGGAACCUGUAAUAACGAUCCUGUAGAUUUCUACAGAUGCUCUUGCCCCUAUGGUUUCAAGGGCCAAGACUGUGACAUUCCAAUUCAUGCCUGCAUUAGCAACCCUUGUAAGCAAGGGGGGACUUGUCACUUAAAAGAAGGUGAAAAAGAUGGAUUUUGGUGUUCCUGUCCAGAUGGAUUUGAAGGGGAAAAUUGUGAAGUGAAUAUUGAUGAUUGUGAAGAUAAUGAUUGUGAAAACAAUUCCACUUGUGUAGAUGGAAUUAACAACUAUACUUGCCUUUGUCCACCUGAAUAUACAGCUGCUAAUCUGAAUGAAGUGGAAAAAGGCGAGUUAUGUGAAGAAAAGCUGGAUUUCUGUGCCCAAGAUUUGAACCCCUGCCAGCAUGACUCAAAAUGCAUCCUGACGCCCAAAGGAUACAAAUGUAAUUGCACACCUGGCUACGUUGGAGAACACUGUGAUAUUGAUUAUGAUGAUUGCCAAGACAAUAAGUGUAAAAAUGGAGCACAGUGUACUGAUGCAGUGAACGGCUAUACUUGCAUAUGUCCCGAAGGAUACAGUGGACUUUUUUGUGAGUUUUCACCGCCAAUGGUCUUGCCUCGCACCAGUCCCUGUGAUAAUUAUGAGUGUCAAAAUGGAGCCCAAUGCAUCGUCAAAGCCAAUGAUCCCAUCUGUCAGUGCCUGUCAGGUUACCAGGGUGAUAAAUGUGAAAAGUUGGUCAGUAUUAAUUUUGUGAACAAAGAAUCGUACUUGCAAAUUCCCUCAGCAAAGAUUCAUCCUCAAACGAAUAUCACUCUUCAGAUUGCUACAGAUGAAGAUAGUGGAAUUCUGCUAUAUAAAGGGGAUAGAGAUCAUAUAGCAGUGGAACUGUAUCGUGGGCGAGUGAGAGUCAGCUAUGAUACGGGAUCAUAUCCAGCAUCUGCUAUCUAUAGUGUUGAGACAAUCAAUGAUGGAAAUUUCCACAUAGUUGAAUUACUUGCGAUGGAUCAGAUCCUGUCUUUGUCAAUUGAUGGAGGAAGUCCUAAGAUCAUCACUAACUUAUCUAAACAAUCCACUUUGAAUUUUGAUUCUCCGCUUUAUGUAGGAGGCAUGCCUAUAAAGAACAAUGUUGCUGCAUUACGACAGUCCCCAGGUCAAAAUGGAACCAGUUUUCAUGGCUGUAUCCGUAAUCUGUACAUCAAUAGCGAACUGCAAGACUUUAGGAAUGUCCCACUGCAAGUAGGAAUUCUUCCAGGCUGUGAGCCCUGUCAUAAGAAGGUGUGUGUCCAUGGAACUUGCCACGAGACUAGCCAGUCAGGCUUUACUUGCGAGUGUGAAGGAGGAUGGACGGGAACACUGUGUGAUCAGCAAGCAAAUGAUCCUUGUCUGGGAAAUAAGGACAUGGGGGAGUCCUCUGUGAUGAAGAUGAAGAACUGUUUAACCCCUGCCAGUCCAUCAGAUGUAAACAUGGUAAAUGCAGGCUUUCAGGCCUUGGGAAACCGUAUUGCGAAUGCAGCAGCGGAUACACUGGGGACAGCUGCGAUAAAGCCAAAUCCAAUGAUUCUGCUCCUAGUUUUAUCACAAACUCUACUUUUGACCUCUCAUCUUCAACUGAUUUAUCACAGCGAAUUAUACAGAAAUCUCUUGUCGAGGGGAACGAAUCAGAGAUUACUUCCAAAAGCAGCAAGGUUACACCGCAUGCCAGACGACCAAGAAGGUAUCGAGACUAGAGUGCACGGGAGGGUGCGCAAGUGGGCAGUGUUGCAGGCCGCUGAGGAGCAAGAGGCGGAAAUACUCCUUUGAAUGCACAGAUGGGUCCUCUUUCGUGGAUGAAGUAGAAAAGGUGGUGAAGUGUGGUUGUACAAAGUGCCCCUCCUAAGCAAGCCCAACUUGCCCGACUUGUCCUCUUUUUUUAAAAAUGUUGUAUACUGAUUGACCGUGUCUCGGACUAAUUAAUGCUUCAUAGUGGAAAUAUUUGAAAUAUAUUGUAAAAUACAGAACAGACUUAUUUUUAUUAUGAGAAUAAAGACUUUUUUCUUUAAUUGCAACAACAGCCAGAACAACAAAAAUUCAAAUGCUUGAACUGAGACUUCUUGUAAGCAAGAGCUUUGAAGAUUUUUUUAAAAAGAGAAACUGGUAACAUUUCAACAGCAGUCGGAAAUUUAAUUGCUUAUUGACCUCAACCAUCCUUUAUGGCACACUGAAGAUAAAUAGGCACCCAGUUCAAGUGACUUUCAAUCCUGGCAUCUUAUUGCUGAAAAAGUAUGGGACUUUUUUUUAAAAAAAAUAUUUUAUGUUACUAUUUUUAACAAUAGAUUUUGGUCUUGGUUUUACUCUCAUAACAAGAGCAUAUCAAACUCUUCCAUGGAAUGGGAGAGAGGGUGUCAGGUGAAAAUGAUCCAUUUAACACAUAGGUGAUUCUUUUUACCUACCACACAAAUGAUCAUGUUGGGAAAAUUAAGCCUCUUGCCUCCCAGACAGAAGAGGAGUCACCAUAAUCCUAAAAUCUACUGAUGUAUUCUGUUAUGUCGGCAUGUUAGCAGGAAAAGAAAUCCAAUAAGUGUUUAUCUACCCUCUUCCAGUAUUAAUUUGUUGUAAUAUAAAUGUUAAGGGGACGAUAAAAUAGAUUAUUGUUGGGAAAAUUAGGUAUUAUAUGGAGUUUUGGUUCUAUGAGUUCCGAACAGCUCUAUACAGUAUUCGGUUUAUUGAGAAAUAUUUAUUGUAUCAAAGUACACUGUACUUAACAUUUAGGCCACCCCUUUUACUGUUUUUACAAUGCUUUAAUAUAUAUUAAUUUAUAUUUGUCCUGAUAUUUUUGUAUUUCCUGUUGUUGUUUUUUUUAAAACAAAGACUUAAAAUCAGGAUAUUUGCAAUAGGACUAAUAUAGCAUGUUGUCAUGGGGUAAAUAGAUUUGGUCUGGGUUCUUAAUUUUUACCUUAGCAACUUAUCAUCUGCUGUCACUGCUAGGAAAAGAUGCUGGAAACAACAUCUGAUGUAGUUUUCAUGAUAUGAUUGCAAAGAAUUGCAGCAUCUCUCAAGUCCUUGUAAUGUAUGAAGAAAAAUGUCUUUACAGUAGAUGGCAAGUGUGUUAGAAGUGAUCAUUUCCCCUAAAUAUUAUUACAUUACAAAAUGAUGUGUAGGAAAUAACACUAGAAAGUAGAUCUUUACAAACUAAUAUUCCCUUGGCGUUCCUUACCUUUAAAAUUAAAAGAGAGAGGCUGUACUACCAAGAACUGUGACUUUUCCCAAAUAUUAAAACUACUUUACUUGCCCUAAUGUUUCCCUUUGUUAACAUGUUGCUGCUAAAUCUCAAUAUAGAAUUGGUAAUAAUUCUUCAUAGUGGGUUGUGUUCUUUUUUCAGUAAAUCUCGGGGUACCCUGUGAAAAGGGUUUUUCAAUUUUUUAAAAGAAAAAGUUAGAUGUACAUGUGUAAUACAGUGUUGCUUUGUCUUAUUUGGACUGAUAUCAGUAUCUUUACUGAUGUUUGUAAAUUAAACAGAUAUUUACUUCA
Molecule: messenger RNA, 6773 nt
Organism: Anolis carolinensis (green anole)
Lineage: Eukaryota; Metazoa; Chordata; Lepidosauria; Squamata; Anolidae
Gene: slit2
Product: slit guidance ligand 2
Exons: 41
Coding region: 462-5066 (1534 amino acids)
Biological process (GO): retinal ganglion cell axon guidance; negative regulation of cell growth; negative chemotaxis
Molecular function (GO): Roundabout binding; calcium ion binding; heparin binding
Source: RefSeq, a predicted model, not a curated record